AUUUAAUCACUUAUUGAUCUUAAACUUUCAAUAAUAUAAUUUUAAGUAUUUUUUAUUAUGAUUUUAACUAUUGAUUGAAAAUUUUAAAUUUCAAGAAUAAAUUAUGUUUAAUGAGUCAGCUACCACAUCACCAAGGAAAUAUGAUGACUGGUUUGUCGUAGAUGAGACUGAUUUUAUGCUAUCAGACUCAUCUAUUAGACCCAAUUCAUCUACGGAAUCUUACCAAAUGCUAACCGACGUGUCAACGGCCGCGGAUAGUUCCAUAGAAUCGACAUCAAGGUCCCAACUCUCCAAAAACGUCGAUUAUGAAUCUUUCAUCACAGAUAAAGUUGAAAAAAUGAACAAAGAAGCUGAGGAAGAUGUGAAAAGAAUAAAGGAUAGAAUAAGUGAAAUCGAGUCUCGUUUGAAACCUUUGGACGCCUAUAAGGGCCAACAUACCGAACACCAUCAUCCACAGCUGGAAAAGCUUGACAAACUGUUGGAAGAGGCAAGGAGAGAGGCAGGAGAGAUUCAUGAUGGUGCAAACAUGGCAGUCCAAGAACUGAAAAAGUCAGUAGAAAACGUAGAAGAGUUGUGUUCCAAAGGUUUAACUUUGAAGGAUUCUGCAGACAAUUUCAGAAAAAUUGCAAACACAGAAAAAAGCCUCAUACCCUUGCCCUUUAAAACUAAGAUGAUUAUUGGAGUCGUGACCUUCCUUACUUGUGAUUUCUUAUUACACAUACUUUAAACUUAUUCUCAAACAUAACUUAUUUAAUUUUAUUUUUUACCC
Molecule: messenger RNA, 769 nt
Organism: Theileria parva strain Muguga
Lineage: Eukaryota; Apicomplexa; Aconoidasida; Piroplasmida; Theileriidae
Exons: 2
Coding region: 104-727 (207 amino acids)
Source: RefSeq, a predicted model, not a curated record